Messenger RNA from Copidosoma floridanum, 2001 nucleotides. Its product is annotated as MFS-type transporter SLC18B1. Gene Ontology annotation, molecular function: transmembrane transporter activity. The record is from RefSeq and is a predicted model, not a curated record. Lineage: Eukaryota; Metazoa; Arthropoda; Insecta; Hymenoptera; Encyrtidae. Gene Ontology annotation, biological process: transmembrane transport.
GCGACGACGGGGCCUUCUCUCGCAUCAGUUGUUGGCUCGGUGCAGUACGGUAAACGCUCCCGUGUCUUGUCCGCGUGUAUAAUAUACUGCUGCGCCCAUGCCCAGCGCGGCGUAGAGGGACGAGUGGGUGAGACACGACAGUAGCCAGUAGGAGCCCUUACGAAACGGAACGGACAUGAUGGGCCAGUUCACCAAGAGGCAGUGGCUCACGCUCGUCGUCAUCAGCAUCGCUGAUUUCGCCAACGCCAUCUGCGUCUCCCUCCAGGCGCCUUUCUACCCCAAGGAGGCGGAGAAAAAAGGUGCCACCGCCACAGAGUACGGACUCGUCUUUGGCGUCUUCGAGCUCGUCGUCUUCUUCAUCAGCCCCGUCUACGGCAAACACAUAAACCGGAUAGGCCCCAAGAUCCUGUUCAACGGGGGCAUCCUGACAACGGGCACCUGCGCCAUUCUGUUCGGGCUCCUCGACAGGAUAGACGGCCACUACCCGUUCAUCGUCCUCUCGUUCGUCAUCCGGAUAAUCGAGGCAAUGGGCAACGCGGCCUUCCUCACCGCCAGCUUCGCCAUCAUCGCCAAGGAGUUCCCCAACAACGUCGCCACGACCUUCGCCAGCCUCGAGACCUUCUUCGGCCUGGGCCUCAUCGUCGGGCCCACCGUAGGCGGAGCCCUCUACCAGUUGGGCGGCUACACGACGCCCUUCGUCGUACUGGGCUUCGCGUUGUUCCUCGCCGCGGUGUCGACCUUCUUCGUCCUGCCCGUCCAUCACGACGGCGAGGACGCCAGUCAGAGCAUCGAAGGGAAGUACAAAAAGGUCCUGAGGAUACCGGGAGUGAUGAUAGCCUCGGUCUCGAUAAUCGUCACGAGCAUGAGCAUCGGCUUCCUCCAGGCCACCCUCGAGCCCCACCUCAGGCAGUUCAACCUGAGCCCCGUCACCCUCGGCCUGAUGUUCGUCAUAAACGGGGGCACCUAUGCCCUCACCGCCCCCGCCUGGGGCUGGCUCUGCGACAACCACUCCAAUCCCAAAGUGGCGACUAUCGCGGGUUGCGCCCUCGUGAUGAUUGGCUUCGGGCUGAUCGGACCCGUGCCCGUCAUACCACUGGACACCAUAAUCUGGGUCACAAUAUGCGGCCUCAUCAUCCACGGGCUGGGCAUGUCGGCCCAGCUCGUCGCCAGUUUCACCGACGCCCUCAGAAUAUCCAUAGCCAACGGCUUCCCGAACAACCUCGAGACCUACGGCAUGAUCAGCGGACUGUGGACCAGCGCCUUCGCCCUCGGGGCCUUCAUCGGGCCGAGCGUCGCCGGCAUACUCUUCGACAGGAUAGGCUUCCGCAGCGCUUCCAUGUUCAUCGUCGUGCUGCACAUGCUCGUCGGGGUGACGGCGUUCGCCUUCGUGAGCUGCUGCGAUCGCAAGCGCAAGCCGUACACGGAGAUCGGCAGGCAGGAACUCCUCCACUCGGACGAGCCAACGGAUACGCUGACGGACAGCGGGUGCUCGCAUGGUAGCGGUCUGGGUGGCAAAAGGGCCUGGGGCGUCUCGACCGACCGGCCGAGCGGCAUGAACUCGCUGAUAGCCUCCAACAGGGCCGGGGCUUGGUUGCGGGCCUCGUACAGCGGCCGGUACAUCAACAGCUACGGCAGCAUCGACAACAAGCGCUACUUUGACCGCACCACGUGAUCCGUUUCAUCCCUCGAGGGGGGAUUUUACACAAGCCCUGCAGUGCAUGAAUGUGUGUGUGUGUGUGUGUGUGUGUGUGGAGAGGCUCUUCUGCGAAUCGGUGAGAACAAGAGUAUAGGGUACGGGAGGAUAUUUAUGGAGCUGCCUGCACUAUGAUGCUUAUUCUCGUUUUUAUUGUGUCUGCUCCUUUUCCCUCUCCCUGAUGUAUAAGCUCCGCCUGAGAUGAGUGAUGCUCCUGCUCCUGCUGCUGUUGUUGUUGUUAUUGUACCUAUAUAUACAAUAUAAACACACAAGGGAACGGAAAACGCAUCCUUUUACUACUUUUUUUU